GUGAACCGGUAUGGCUUGCCUUCGGUCCGGGAGCGUUAGGAGGCCUAACCUAACAUUGGGGCGGAGCGGAGGAGCGAGAGAGAGCUGCAACCCUAGGGAGACCAGAGACACAAUCAGCGAUUAACCGGAGAAAUACAGCGAAGCUAAUUGAUCAUCCAUGGAUUCAGCAGCUCGAAGGAGUAGAGGAGGUCUUCUUGAAGGCCUUUACAAAGUCAUUAUGCGCCGCAACUCCGUUUAUGUUUCCUUCAUCCUUGCCGGUGCCUUCCUUGGGGAACGGGCUGUGGAUUAUGGUGUUCACAAGCUAUGGGAGUACAAUAAUGUUGGGAAACGAUAUGAAGACAUUCCAGUGUUGGGGCAAAGGCAAUCAGAAGAGUAAAUCGUUGGACCAAUUCACUGGCCGUCUUUGAAGUUUCAUACUUUUUGGAAAUUUGGACCUGAUGGACUAGAUACGGAUUUCCAUUUUUGUAAUAAGUGUCUGAUGAUUGCUUCUUUUGUCAAUCUUGAUUCACAAGCAUAAUUGCAUUGAUUGUUGGGAGUAUAAGGAGCAAGCUUAUUUGCUCGAACAAUUUAUUCCGAAACGUCGGAGUACGUAGUUUAUCGGAACUUUUGUCCUAAUACUGGCACUCUGUUUUUGGUACUUGCAAGAUCCGAAUGGCAUUAAUGGAAGAAGCACUGAAAAAUGGAAGUAUCUCAUAUGCCGAGUUA
Neltuma alba is the source of this 705-nucleotide messenger RNA. Its product is annotated as cytochrome b-c1 complex subunit 9-like. The record is from RefSeq and is a predicted model, not a curated record. NCBI's taxonomy places the organism in Eukaryota, Viridiplantae, Streptophyta, Magnoliopsida, Fabales, Fabaceae. Gene Ontology annotation, cellular component: respiratory chain complex III. The transcript is spliced from 3 exons. Bases 158 to 376 code for a protein of 72 amino acids. Gene Ontology annotation, biological process: mitochondrial electron transport, ubiquinol to cytochrome c.